AUGGGCGAGGAUCCAGUGGUGAUCGAACGCCUCAAGGCGAUGCAAAUGGCUGAUCUGGGAAAUGCGAGGCGAGAGUUAAUUUCCACUGCGGAAAUUCCUUCCGACUUCAAAUUCACACAAGUUGGAUUGGACGAACUCGAGACGAGUCGUCUUUCCAAUAUUCCGGGAACUGCUGCCUACAAGCAGGCUGAACGAAACAAGAAUGCAUUGAAGGCAUGGUCUGACCUGCAUAGGAACCUCGAUGAUGACGGUAUAUUGAAUUCACAGCUCGAUGAACUAAUGAAUGGACAAACCCAUCGUGUCCAGCUGCAAGCUCAAAUGCGAGCAGCUGGUCGAAAUAUGGGACCUGGAAGCGUGUUCAGAUUUGGCGCGUCCCAAUCGAAGCAGUUUGAAUUCAACAAAUUCAAAGAAACCGCGGUCAGGCAAUAUUCAGGCCCCCCACAGCACGCUAGCCGUGGAGGAGCUAAUGUUGGAAAAAGAGGCCAUGGCGGUUUCAAGCCACCAGGGCCGACCGGUCAUGGAAUGGAUCCUGCACUUGACAUUAAUAACUCUGGCCCUUCUUUCCGAAGAGCUGGGAUAUCAAAGGGCCGGAAGUCAUCCUCUUCAUCACGCGGUACUAGAGGAGAAUCGUCUCAAGGUGCCAAAAGCCCGACCACGAGGACCAUGAAGUCAGUAAAGCCUUUAACAGACUACUCCAAGGCAAUGGCGUCGCCCGAAGCGUUCCUGGCGCAAGUCCGCCAAACUCGCGGCCCAAAGGCAGCGGCGGCGCUCGAAGAGCCCGAACCGCAAGCCCUCCCAGCUCGCGGAUCACAGCUGUCACCACAUGCUACAGCCGCACCCUCAAAAAUGCCCGUGCUCGAGCGUUCACCGAAUCCGUUGGAAAAAAUCUCCGAGACUGCCAAAUCAAUUACACAUUCUGCUGCGAAAUUCCCCGUAAUGGCCAUGUCGCAGGGCGAACAGCGUGAGCUGCUUCUUGACCUGGAAUCCCCAUCCAAGCCUUCCCCAAACAUGCUUGCAAGCCCGGGCAUCGCAGAAUUGACAGGCCUCGAGUUCCAUAAAAAGGCUGAGAAGCGCCCACUGUAUCCUUUGUCAAAAGAGUACAUCAGCACAAAUGAUGAGCCUACAAGCCCAACCAAUCAAGUCCUUCAUUCAGCCCAAAUGGCCGAAAAAUUGGACAAUCUGCACAAACAAAUGGCAGAAAUGAUGAAGGUGAUAUCUGAGUUGACUCUAUCUUCUACCACCUUGCCUGCCCCGGUGGCUCCUCAAAAGCUCGAUAAGGUCAGUGCAACUAUUCUGGCUACUCCCACUCACCAGAGCUUCAAGAAGUAUCGGUCUCCACCUCCCACGUCUUCUUCGACCGAGUCCAAGGAGAAGUUCUACGAUGCCACCGAUAACAAUCAAUCCCCGCGCAAGUAUGUCAGCACAGAAUUUGACGAUCUGCAACUGUCCGAGUCUGCCUCCCGGAAGCUCGCUCUUGCAGAUGCCCCGGUUUACAAAAUUCCCGAAACCAAAGUUCGUUCAACUAGCCAAGGCGGUCCGUCUAAAAAAGCUUCCUCUUCGGCCAUCGUUCCCCCUGAGGCCGUGAAUUUCAAAGUCUCUGCAAAAUCACAGCUUGCGGACUCAAUGUGGGCUACGGCCGAGGCCAAAGGUCAGUCUGAAAACGUCAAGGAAUCCGUUCAGGCAAGUCCAACUCUCUUCCUCCUUCCCCCGAAGGCGAAGGUGAUUGGGCCGCAGCCAUUCAACCUCUAUGAGCGACAACAGAAGCUGCAGGGACUGGCCCUCAGGGAUCAGAAUGUGUCCAAUCCCGCCAACAAUGCGAAGCCCCGGCCUCCCCAGUCGGCUGUAGCGCCAAAGCUGAAGCAGGUAGAGCUUGCGCCCGCUCCCGCUCCCACACCUGCACCAUGUGGUGUGCGAAUUCUUGGUCCGGCACCUUACCAGCCCAAUAAAAAAUGA
This is a messenger RNA of Penicillium odoratum, 1953 nucleotides long. RefSeq lists its product as uncharacterized. The transcript has 6 exons. Bases 1 to 1953 code for a protein of 650 amino acids. The record is from RefSeq and is a predicted model, not a curated record. NCBI's taxonomy places the organism in Eukaryota, Fungi, Ascomycota, Eurotiomycetes, Eurotiales, Aspergillaceae.